Messenger RNA from Thecamonas trahens ATCC 50062, 426 nucleotides. RefSeq names its product peptidyl-prolyl cis-trans isomerase. The coding region runs from base 1 to 426 and encodes 141 amino acids. Lineage: Eukaryota; Apusomonadida; Apusomonadidae. Gene Ontology annotation, biological process: protein peptidyl-prolyl isomerization. Gene Ontology annotation, molecular function: peptidyl-prolyl cis-trans isomerase activity. The transcript has 2 exons. The record is from RefSeq and is a predicted model, not a curated record.
AUGAAGACCACCACUUGGACUGUCGUUGCGGCUGUCGCCGUGGCCCUCUUUUGCCUUGCCGCCCUUGCGGCUGCCGAGGACAAGCUCCCGCAGCUGCGCAUUGGCGUGACCCACCGGCCCGAGACUUGCCCGAUCAAGUCGAAGAACGGCGACAAGCUCUCUAUGCACUACACCGGCACGCUGGAGGACGGGACCAAGUUCGACUCGUCGCUCGACCGCGGCACCCCGUUUGAGUUUACCCUCGGGCAGGGCAUGGUCAUCCAGGGCUGGGACCGCGGCCUCCACAACAUGUGCGUCGGCGAGAAGCGCCGCCUCAAGAUCCCGGCCCAUCUCGGCUAUGGCGAGUCUGGCUCGCCGCCCAAGAUCCCCGGCGGCGCCACCCUCAUCUUUACCGUCGAGCUCGUUGCCAUCAACGGUGAGUCGUAG